AUGUCGAGAACGCAUCUACGCUUGUGCGUUGGGCCUGUGCUUCAUACCACUCCUUCUGGGCGCCUUCCCGGUCCGAGUAACGACGGCACCACUGGCGGCAACAAAGAUACGGGGCGAGGGAGCGCGAGUCUUGCAGUCCCGUCGGCGGAGAUAGAGGGAUCGGCGACAGGGGGAAACCACGGAGGCGAUCCCCGCGCCGAGCAUGCCGUAACCAAGGAGUCCGAGGCGGCGGCAUCGCAACACCAUCUGACGCUGCUCCAGCCGACCGUGGUCGAAGAUUCUGCAGCCGUGCUGGAUAAGGACAAGGUGGGGGAGCACGAGUCGGAGGGGCAGGUCGGUGGCUCUCCGCCUUCUGGUGGACGGGGGAGGCGUAGGCAGAGGAGGAGCGAUGGGGAGGACGAUUAUGACACCGCUGUGCCCGGGGACCUCACCACGCGGGCGAAGAGUCGGCAGACGACAGGCAGUGCUGACGACGCCGGAGGCGCGGAAGUUGGGACAACGCGAGGCGCCAAGGAAGCUAGUGGCAAGGCAGGCGGUCAAGCAUUGCGCCAGAAGGGCCGACCCGCAGCAAGAAAAACAUCCGGCGGAAGGAGAGGCAAGAAAGCAAUGACGGGGACGAGGCAAAAACGGGGCGAUGAACACCCUGGUGAUGCGGAGGAGGAGGAAGAUGAGGAGGAGGAUGCGGAGGAAGAGGAGGAUGAAGAGGAUGCGGAGGAGGAUGACGGGGAUGUUGGGGAGGAUGAAAAAGAUGAGAAUGAUGGCGGGAAGGACGAAGAGGAGGGUGAGGAUGAGGAGGAGGAGGAGGAGGAGGAGGAGGAAGAGGAGGAGGAGGAGGAUGAGGAGGAGAAGGAGGAGGAGGAGGAGGAGGAGGAGGAGGAGGAGGAGGAGGAGGAGGAGGAGGAGGAGGAGGAGGAACAAGGUGACGACGAGGAGGAUGAGGAGGAGGAGGAGGCAGCAGAGGAGGAGGAGGAGGAGGAGGAGGAGGAGGAGGAGGAGGAGGAGGAGGAGGAGGAGGAGGAUGUGGCGCCAGUGAAGGGAUGGGGCGGGCGUGGCAGACGGAUGAGUGGUACAGGGAAGGUGGGGGGCCGGACUCGCCCUUCCCGAAAACGCGGGGCAAUUAACGCCGCGCGCGGCGAAGCAGCGGGCAAAUAG
Messenger RNA from Closterium sp. NIES-65, 1152 nucleotides. The record is from the annotation of a GenBank genome assembly. NCBI's taxonomy places the organism in Eukaryota, Viridiplantae, Streptophyta, Zygnematophyceae, Desmidiales, Closteriaceae.